GAUCCUCAUUCAAUUCAUGAAAACACACAUCAUUUUAAGACAAAACUCAAAUUAAGAAUAUACCUUCUUUGUUCAAUUUUGAUUCUUCCAAUUCCAAACUCGAACUAGUACCAAUGAUUUCUACAUGGAGAAAAAGAAGAGCUGGGCGCCGUGCCGCUAAGGAGCAACAACGAGGCGAGAAUGGAGACAUGGAGCUUAUUACCAUACCAAACCAUUUUCGAUGCCCCAUUUCUCUAGACUUCAUGAAAGACCCGGUCACGUUGUCGACGGGGAUUACGUAUGAUCGUGAUAGCAUCGAGAAGUGGAUAGAGGCCGGGAACCAUACCUGUCCCGUUACAAACCAAGUGUUCAGGAGUCUUGAGCCUAUUCCAAAUCAUACCAUAAGGAAGAUGAUACAAGAUUGGUGCGUUGACAAUCAAUCCUAUGGCAUUGAGAGAAUCCCCACACCUCGGAUUCCGGUUAGCUCAACGGAGGUUUCGGAAAUUCUUUCAAAGAUUACUAUGGCAAGUAAACGUGAAGACCAAGUUUGGUGCCGAGAGUUGGUGGCGAAGAUCAAAGCCUUGGUGAAGGAAAGUGAGCGUGACAAACGGUGCAUUAUGGGCAGUAAGGCAGGUAGUGUUAUCUCAGCUGCGUUUGAAACAUUUUCAAUAGCGCCGUCUUUCGAUAAAAAUGUUGCGGUAUUGGAGGAAAUCCUAUCGGCUUUAACCUUGCUUUCACCAAUUGAUGAAGAGGCCAAGUGUUAUCUUGGAUCAGCUGCUUCUUUGCAUUGCAUGGUAUGGUUUUUGAAAGGUGGAGAUUUGUCAGCAAGAAGAAGUGCGGCUUUGGUCUUAAAAGAGGCUAUUUCAUCGAAUGAGCGCGUAAUAGAUGCGUUAGCAGAGAUAGAAGGAGCUUUAGAAGCAUUGGUGAAGCUAAUUAAAGAGCCCAUUUGCCCUACGGCCACAAAAGCUUCAUUGAUGGUCAUUUAUCAUAUGGUUAAUUCCUCAUUUCCAAAUGAGACCAUUAUAGAAAGAUUUGUUGACAUGGGCUUGGUCUCUUUGCUCUUAGAAAUACUUGUAGAUGGCGAAAGACGCAUCUGCGAGGAGGCAUUGGGUGUUCUUGAUGGGCUAUGCAGUAGUGACAUAGGGAGAGAUAAGGUCUUCAACAAUGCUUUGAGCAUGCCGGUUUUAGUUAAGAAGUUAUUACGGGUAUCGGAUUUGGCAACUGAGUUCUCGGUCUCCAUCAUUUGGAAGCUCUGCAAGAAUGAACAGAAGGAAGAAGGAGGAGGUGUUCUUAUUGAAGCACUUCAAGUAGGUGCGUUUCAGAAGCUCUUGCUGCUCAUACAGGUUGGCUGUGCGGAGAAAACAAAGGAGAAGGCUACGGAGCUGUUGAAAUGGUUGAAUCUUCAUAGGGAUAGGUUGGAGUGUAUUGAUUCAAUGGAUUUUAAGGAUCUGAAAAGGCCCUUUUGAUUCAUGCGGCAACCAAAUUUGUCUUGUUUGUGGACGUCCUACUCAUUUUUUCAGAGUUCAAUGUACAAAAUAUAUCAUUUAUACUGAAAUACAUAAUAUAUACUGCCAAAAAUUUAGAGGUCUA
Molecule: messenger RNA, 1569 nt
Organism: Quercus robur (English oak)
Lineage: Eukaryota; Viridiplantae; Streptophyta; Magnoliopsida; Fagales; Fagaceae
Product: U-box domain-containing protein 21-like
Exons: 1
Coding region: 114-1445 (443 amino acids)
Biological process (GO): protein ubiquitination
Molecular function (GO): ubiquitin protein ligase activity
Source: RefSeq, a predicted model, not a curated record